GUCGGACAUCUCUACUGCUCUGGCCGCAGCAGCAGCAGCAGCAGCGUCCGUGGCGGCUGCCGCUGCAGCACGACGGUUGCUUAUCUGCCCCCUCCGCGACGGUGCUCGCUCGUCUCCUCUGUGUUUUAUGCAUUAACAGACACCGUCUCGACUGAUGCUCCACUCGGCUGCUCGCUCGAAUGAGAGUGUGAAGUCGCGGUCCGUCGCUAUGCGCACCACCCGGAGAGCCGCUGCUCCUCUCUGAGAUGAGGCCUACAUGUUAAAGCUCGCUCCCCCUCCUUCUCCUCCUCCCCGCGAGAAAGCUCACCGUGAUGGCUGAUGAUCAACAACAACAACCUGGGCAGCUGCAGCAGAGUCCCGUGUCCGGCCUGGGCUCUCUCCCCACCGCGAUGCCUGCUCUGCAAGGCCCCGAGGCGACCGCGCUGCAGUACAACAAGAUAAAGAAUUCAAUCUGCAAAUCUGUACAAUCAAAAGUGGACAGCAUUUUGCAAGAUGUUGAGAAGUUUACAGACAUUGAAAAACUCUACCUCUACCUUAAGUUGCCUUCUGGUCCUAGCAAUGGAAAUGACAAAAGAACUGAAAGUCAGAGGGGGUCUGCAAGUCCUGCAUCAUGUGACCAGAAUUCCAUGUCGUCCAGCCGGACCCAACAGAUGUACGCUUUCAACUGGAUCCGAAAUCACCUAGAGGAGCAUCCUGAGACCUCACUGCCAAAACAAGAGGUGUAUGAUGAGUACAAGAGCUACUGUGACAAUCUUGGCUACCAUCCUCUAAGUGCUGCUGAUUUUGGAAAGAUCAUGAAAAACGUCUUUCCAAACAUGAAGGCACGCCGCCUGGGAAUGCGAGGAAAAUCUAAAUACUGUUAUAGUGGGCUGAGGAAAAAAGCCUUUGUGCAUAUGCCAUCAUUGCCCAACCUGGACCAGCAUAAAUCAGGGGAUGGGUGUGAGCUGUUGGAGCCAGCUGCUCAGUCUCCCAGUGCCGAGGAUGAGAUGCGUUCUGCAGCCUGCGGCCUGGUGUGUGAAUGGGCCCAGAAAGUCCUGAGCCGUCAGUUUGACAGUGUGGAGGAGUUAGCACGCUUUCUGCUCAACAGCCAUUAUAUUGGCACCAAGUCCAUGGCUGCCCUAACUGUUAUGACUGGGACUUCAACAGGUGUAAAAACGCCCACUCCAGCCUCUGCAUUUGUUCCAACUGGUGAGGCCAAUUCCUUCCAGCCCCAAGUGAAGACUCUCCCUUCACCCUCUGUUGAUGCAAAACAGCAGCUACAGCGUAAGAUUCAAAAGAAACAGCAGGAGCAGAAACUCACUUCCCCACUGCCCAGUGAUGCCCAAGCUAGGAGAGCUGAAGCAGGCACACCAGGCCCUGGGUCUGGUAUCACCUCCGGAAGUCCUGCUUUGUUGUCCCCACAGCCCACAAUUGGCAUUGUAGUGGCUGCAGUGCCGAGCCCCAUCACGGUCCAAAGGAAUAGACAGUUGAUGACAUCCCCAAGUCCAGUAGCGACAGCAGAGGGAAAGGUUCUACCAGUGAAUUUCCAAGUGGUUACUCAGCCUGUUAAGCAGUCCCCUAAAACUCCUCAGAAUGUUCCUGCCAGUCCUGUUGGCGACAGGUUAGCCAGACACAGAUAUGCUCAGAUCCUACCUAAACCCUCUGCCACUAGCGCCAUCACUCUUCGAUCACCCCCAACGCUUCUCAUCACUCAUAACAGCCCUAUCAAAACAGUGAUGCCCACUCAGCAUGUCAGUUCAGUGAAUGUUGUCAAGAUGACUGCUAUAUCACUGACACCUAAUAGUAGCAGUGGCAGCAGCACGCCAACACCAUUAAGACCUGCUUCAGCUGGUGUCAGUAGCACUCUUUCCCAGGAAGAGCCUAACCAAAACCAGCAAUCUCAGAAUGGCAGCUCAGCCGCUCUUCAGUCAUCUGGAGCUGGAAGAGUUAGCCGUCUCGCCACUACCCCAAUUCCCUCUGUUUCCUCCACUAGCGAGGUCAAGGUGACAUCUGAAACUGUGAAUGACAGUAACUCAUCUGCUGGUGCUGAAAAGCAGAGCACUACACCAGGGACUAACACUGGGCAGAAGAACGAGAGGGCCACUAAAUAUAGGGCUUCCAGUGAACCUUCUCUUCUUGUCAAGGCAUCCCCAGUGCCUGAAAGAGUUAGUAGGGCCAAAAGUGACUCAGCAACGCCUCCCAGUACAAUCAUAGGGGCAGCUGCCCCAAGCAGCAAUAACAGCAGUGAUCGUCAGGAGAGUACCCUGUAUUUAACCGUAAUGAAUCAGAAUGCUGAUAUUGGAUUGUCAGCCAAUGGUGUAGUUUCCCCCUCUGGCCAGUCAACAAAAGAUACUGGUCUUGGUCCAAAAAGUCCUAGAAAGCGUUCUGCUUCUGUUCUGGAGACACAUGCAAUCCCAGUUAAGCGGGUGUUCAUAUCUCAGCAGCCUUUGGAUGCUAGCAACAAUCCUAAACCUGGUCUUGUAAUAGCUACAAAGAAGAUACAGAGACCAGGAACCCCUGCAAGACCAGAAAGUGCUCCAUGCAAAGUAACAUUAAAACAGAGUAACUCCCUUCCAACGCAAAUUUUGGCACUUUCAGACACUCCAAUUGAAAACACACCUCAGACUAUGGUGACUUCUCAGAGCUCUUCCCAUGUUGAGCAUGAGGACAACUCUGCUGGAAUAAGCCCUACUGAAAUAGCCUCUUGUAAUAGCACAGCAUCUGAUCAAGCUUUAUUGCAACACAUCGUGAGCCACCAACAAGUCACCACUGCCAUUUCUCAGGAGGCAUCUGCUGUGAGUGAGCUAAAGAGCUCGUUACAAGACUACUCUCAACAGAUACAGGCAGAACAAAAGCAGGUAACAGCUAGCCAUCUGCCAUUGAUGGCUCAAACUCCUGUAGCAUCUGCUCAGUUGACUCUCCAACAAGAUAUUGUUGACUUUGAUGGAGCUCAAGCUAGCAUGGACUAUUUCCCCUUUAAUGAUGACGACAUGACACAGGACAGUAUAGUGGAAGAGUUGGUUCAGAUGGAGGAGCAAAUGAAGCUGAAUAGCAGUCUGCAGCCGUAUCUUAGUUCUCUUGAUAUACCUUUACAAGGCCAGUCAGUUGCUCAGAGCACUAUCCUUUCCCCUCAUCAGACUGGCACUCAGUUCUACCACUCUGCACAUAGUAGCACCACUCCAGUCCACACUCCUACACCCACUCCCACUCCAACACCAACUCCAACUCCAACCCCUACCUCCGAAAUGUUGCCAGGGGGACACAGUUUGACCCGAGAAAGUCCUUGCUCCAGAAUGGCACCUAUUACUCCAGUUGAUGGCAUUUUAGGUGGUCGACAUACACCUAUCAGCACUCCAUUGUCAAACUGCAGUAGUAGUGUUCCACCAAGUCCAGUUGAGUGUCGAAAUCCCUUUGCAUUUACACCCAUUAACUCUAACAUAACAGGUUAUCAUGAUGGCAGCGUAGUCUCUAGUAGCCCAGUAAAGCCCAUGCAGAGGCCCAUGGCCACUCAUCCAGACAAGGCUAAAAUAGACUGGAUCAACAACAGAUAUAACAGCACUUCAAGCUCCCCAUCAAUUUCAAACAGUAAUGCCAUUGGAAUCCUUCCAAGCUAUCAGGAUCUGGUUGAGGACCACUUUCGUAAACCCCAUGCAUUUGCCAUACCAGGGCAGUCUUUUCAGUCUCAGUCCAGGCACCAGGAAGGACAUUUGGGCCGGUUGACAACUGUGUCACCUGUUCAACAAGGGCAACAACCUGUCGAGAAUAAGCAAGAAAGUUUUGCUGUGCCUGCACCGUUAGACAACAAAGCAGCAUCUGGGAAUGGAGGUGGAACCUUCAGGUGUCGUAGCGUAAGCCCUGCUGUAAGGCAGCGCAAUCUUAGUGGCACUACUGUGCAGACAAAUGCAGCGCCAAGAUCUGUUGUUUCACCAUUCAAUUCCCCUUUGACCUCUGAAGUUCUUAGCAUUCUUUCCAACAGCCAAUCAGUGGUAACUGCCAACAGCAUGGCCCAGAGGAGCCAAUCAGUACCACUAAGUAUCAUGAUGCAGUCUGAGAUGUUGCCAAUCGGCCACCAGGGCCAGCAAAGCAACAGUGCCAAGAUCACAAGUGUGCUUCUGAGCAAGAUGGAUGCGGAUGGGGAUGACACGGUGCGUGGGUUAGGUGUCAACAACAUGCCCUCCAAUUACACAGCUCGGAUGAACCUCACACAGAUCCUGGAAACUACACAGGCCUUUCCUGGAGGCACAAACCAUCAAACGCAACAGCUGCCUGUCUGUUCAAGCCCUUCACCUUUUGACUUCCAGAAGCCUGGUUAUCUUAUAAGCACUGGGAGUGAACAGAUUACUUUCUCUACUGAUGGCCAAGCACAGUCAGGCUCUGGGCUGCAGCAACAGGAGCAGCAGCUUCAACUGCAGGAUCAACAGCUGGAACUACAGGAUCAGCAACUGUUAGAGGAUCAACAGUUCCAGGAACAACAACUGCAACUUCAAGAGCAACAGUUACAUCUCCAGGACCAACAGCUGGAUUUGCAAGACCAACAGUUACAACUACAGGACCAACAGUUGCAACUGCAGGACCAGCAGCAGCUACAAGAUGAUCCAGACCUCAACCAACAGCAGCUGCUGCCUCAAACCUCACAACAGAAUGAGGAGCAACAACAGCAAGAGCAACUGGACUUCAACAGCACUGUCAAGGAUCUCUUGGGGGAGGAUGGACUCAAUCCUAGCUCACAACUUGUUGGACAGGUGGCAUCAGAACUCAGCGCGGUCGCAUCAGACUUCUCCAGUGAAAUACGCUUGACCUCUGAUCUUUCUGGUAGCAUCAACGACCUGAACACUUUAGACCCUAACCUUCUGUUUGACCCAGGUCAGCAACAGGACCAAUAUGAAGACACCACACUGGAAGAGCUGAAGAACGACCCGUUGUUUCAGCAGAUAUGCAGUGACACUGUGAACUCUGCUGGAUUUGACUGGUUGGAGAACAAAGACCAGCCAACCGUGGAAAUGUUGGGUUAGUUUUGUUUCCUAUUCCUUUAUUGUCAUGAUUAUUGCUGUUUGUCGCUAUUUAUGUUUUCUGUUCAUUGUCUUUGUUUUUUGUGAUUCUCUUUUAUAUAUUUUUAAAAUGUGAUUAAGGUUUGUCACUGCAGCAACUGGACAUAUCAGUCAAGUCCAGAGAGAAGUGCCAGCCUGACCUGAAGUGAUGUUUUACAGGCUUGUACUUUCUUUUCCUGUUAUUACAGUCCAUUCCAGUCUAAAGCUGAUUUCAAGCAGUUGUCAGUAAUCAGGCAUUUCUUUUCCCUAAGAAUUGGUUGUUAUCAUUUAUACCAAUGUCAGUACAUUUCUUUACUAGUGUAAUGAUCCUGUAUAUAACCUACAUGAAUAUAUCCUUAAUUUGAUACUUUAGUCCACUGAGAUCUUGAAUAUUCCACCACAGUAAAUCAGUAAGUGACAUGAAACUGAAUGCAAUAUUUUAAAAAUGGAUCACUGAGUUUUGAUAACUGUCUUGGUAAGGCAAAGAGCAGUUGUGUACUGUUUCAUUUGCCUUUGCAAGUAUGUUAGCGAGUCAUAUUGCUAAAGAGUUUACUUCAUUUUCAUCAUCACUCAACUAAAUUGUCAGUCAAAUUACCAUCAAAUCUUAGGUGCUAAUAGGUGCUGAAUAAAAGUAAUUGGCAUCUGCCAAAUCACUUUUUGGUCAUUGUUGUGUUUUGCCUAAUAAAUAGUGAGUUAGCAUAUUUAAUAAUAGGACAUUUUACUCGUACUGUUAAAUAAAAAGAUGAGGGAGAGGAGUCCGAUUUUUUGAUAUACCUACACUGUUUAAAAAAAAGUGAAUAUUACAUAAGGGAGUUUGGUCUGCCUUAUUUCCAAAGUCCAAGGCCUUAUGUCAUCUUAAGAAAGGCUUUAAUGUAUGGUAUUUGAGGAUUUUUACAAAUCUUGCUGCACUUCAGACAAAGCUUGGCUGUAGGUCAUUGUGAAUUAUUAUUUUCAUUUUCAUUUUCACAUCCCUUCAAUUAAUGCUUGCAAACUAUUAUAUCCACCAUUUUACAAUGACGUAGUUCUUUUCCAUAUUUUAACUCUUAAUGGCUUAGAAGAUGACAGUAGACAGUAGUGGAGUGGUAUGGUAGAAGGGUAGAUAUUGUGUCUAAGGCUAUGGCUUGUGAUCAAACGUCCAACCUGGAUUUAUCGUCAAUGAGUUUCAGCCUUAAAUCCGUACCAAAGAGAAGCUGUUGAAGAACAAUAAGUGAUUGAGAUCCGUUAUAUCCAUCUCCAAGUGACUAUCAGCACUGAAGGGAUCUGGUUAGACUCAUUGGUGAAUUGAACAGGGUUUUACGGUGCUCGAGUUCCUGGUGGGCAAAUAUUUGUGUAUAGUAUGUAUAUGGCAAACGUAUCUGAUGUACAGUAAUUAUGGAUGGGAAGCAUGCUGUCCAACUUCAUUACUUAAUGGAUUCAUGAAAACUUGGCUAUUUGUAGUCAUUAUAUUAACACCUCAUUUGUUAAAAAAAGACAUGGUCAUGAUAAGAAAUUCCAUUUUAUUAAUACACUGUAUGGUGAUGAUUUUUAGAUAGAUCUGAGCGCCCUUGAGGGAAAAAAAUACAGAAGAAAUCAUAUUGAAUCUAUAGCCAGCACGAUAUGCUGUGUGUUAUCUUUUUGGCUUUAUGUGUUGUGCAAGUAAUGCUGUCUGUUUGGUCUCUAGCUUGCAGAUGUGCCAUUUUCCUUAAAAGAGUAUAUUGGUCUCUGCUUUUGCAGAUGUGAUGUGUACAUUGAGAGAGGAAAAAAUAGCAUGGUUUAUAUAAAAAAGAAGAAUAAUGAUAUAUGAAAUGUUGAUUUUAUUGUGGCAGUCAAAUGUAUUGCGCAGAGAACCUUGGAGUGGCAGGCACUGGAAAUUCAAUGGUUCAUGGUUCAGCAAUCUUUGGAAGUUCACUUUAUUGCACUAAAAAUUUCCAUUUUUGUAAAGCUUGGCUUUGUCAGAGAUUUAAAGGAUAAAAUGGAACAAUUGAAGCUGGCAAAAAGCAGAUUUUUUUCAAAGGUAAAUUACAAAAGGGGAAUUACAUAUGACACGUCAGAAAAUUACAAUUAAUUAUUGCCUUGUGUAGCAAUGUGCACUAAUCUCAAUGAGAUACACAUUUUACUCAUUCUCAUCCAUGAGAAUAAGAAAGAUAAAAGCAAACAAAAUUUAAGAUAACAUUAUUAAAAGUGAAUAAAAAGAGAACAUGCUUCACUAUGUUAUUCAAUGAUUGUAUGUGCGCAUGUAUGUUGAACUAUCUAUUGUAGUAUUCUUUGUGACCACUCCCUCAGCCAAAAUUGAGGGCUGGUUGUGUCGACCAGAUAGAAAAGAAAAAAAUGUAGUUCUUUGGGAUAAAAGCUAUAUGUGUGAUGUUUGCUAAGUUAAUAUUGUUCUGUAUGUUUUAGUUCAUGAAUAUGUUCUCUUUUUUUCAGUACAUGGAUCUUUUGUUUUGCUUUUUUUUUUCAUUUUUUACAAAAAAAAAUGCCUUUGUGAAGAAACCUGUAAAUAAUUUUUUCUAUGUUCUGGCAUUUAUUGAGGCACUGAUUUAUUCACUUUUUUAUUUUGAGAAGGAAAGAUCUAAUCCUUACUUUUUUGAUACACAAAAGAUUCAUCAAACAGUAAGUCCAAUGCUGUAUUUCAGACUGGUCUGGUAGAAAAAAUGUGUUUAUUCUUUCUGUCUGUUUGAAACAGUAGAACUGAACCCUUCUCUGUGCUGUUGUCUGGUGUACUACUCAAUGUACAGUAGCUUGUUAAUAUUGCAGAAGCGUUUUAGCGAUGUUUCUUUCUCUCUUUUUUUUUCAAUGGAAAGUACUCACAGGUGAGAUUUUUUUAAGUGGUUUUAAAAGCCAAUAAACAUUUUUAAAUAACAA
Messenger RNA from Pygocentrus nattereri (red-bellied piranha), 7847 nucleotides. RefSeq names its product DNA-binding protein RFX7. The transcript has 10 exons. Lineage: Eukaryota; Metazoa; Chordata; Actinopteri; Characiformes; Serrasalmidae. The record is from RefSeq and is a predicted model, not a curated record. Gene Ontology annotation, molecular function: RNA polymerase II cis-regulatory region sequence-specific DNA binding; DNA-binding transcription factor activity, RNA polymerase II-specific. Gene Ontology annotation, biological process: regulation of transcription by RNA polymerase II. Bases 312 to 4991 code for a protein of 1559 amino acids.